UUGGAGAGACAGGCGGAACCUGUGGGUAGUUCUUGAGCCCCUGUCCCAGAGUAGGUGACUUUAAGAAUUGGGAAGCGCUUUAGACAGAAAUAAUUGCCGUUUAUUGGGCGUUUACUAUGUGUCAGGGACUACACCUCUUUUGCUUUUCUCAAUAUGUAAAUCCUGUGUGGCAGAUACUAUUACUAUCCACAUUUUACACGUAGGGAAACUGAGGCACAGAGCUUAAGUAACUUGCAUGAGAUCACAGAGCUGUAAUAGGAAAGGAGUCCGGAUUCCAAAGUCAGUAGCGUUAAUUCCCAGUAUGUAGCCUUCCAGUAUAUUCCAGAACUGCUGUUUCCAGAUGAAAAACUGAGGCCCAGAGGUGAAAUUACAUAGCUAACGUUUGUCACAUGUUUGACACGUUUUCUGUAAAAGUCUGUCUUUGCCUCUUUCCCUUGAAUUCCUGUUGGCUUGGGUCACUUCCCAGAGCAGAGGUCCCCCAGCUUCAAGGUUCUUCCUACCCACCCCCCGACAAUUCUGUCUCUCCUCCACCUCUGGGCUCUUCUCUUGCUCCUUGGGCGCUGAGAAUCAGACCAGCCAGCCCUGGUUGAGCUAUGCUGACCUGAAAGCACUUUUUGAAGGAGCAUAGGAGGAAUCUGAGUCCCCACAGGAGACUUGGUGGGAUCAAAGUCUGGUAGCUGAUUAAGGCCAGCACCCAGCCCAGGGCUGUCAUCCGGGAAUGCUUGAUGAGUCAGAGGAGAGCACCCAGGGAGCCCAGACCUCAGAAUAUUGACUCUUCCUCCAUCUUACCUGCUCAGCGACUGGCCGUCCCAGCCUGUUCCUGCAUCCUGAUGUCCUAUGACCAUGUAGAACUUACGUUCAGUGACAUGAGGAAUGUGCCAGAGGCCUUCAAAGGGACCAAGAAAGGCACCGUCUACCUUACCCCGUACCGGGUCAUCUUUCUGUCCAAGGGGAAGGAUGCCAUGCAGUCCUUCAUGAUGCCGUUUUAUCUGAUGAAGGACUGUGAGAUCAAGCAGCCUGUGUUUGGAGCAAACUACAUCAAGGGAACAGUGAAGGCUGAAGCGGGAGGUGGCUGGGAAGGCUCUGCGUCGUACAAGUUGACCUUUGUGGCAGGGGGCGCCAUUGAAUUUGGGCAGCGGAUGCUACAGGUGGCAUCUCAAGCCUCCCGAGGUGAAGCCCCCAACGGAGCCUAUGGUUACUCUUACAUGCCCAGCGGGGCCUAUGUCUUCCCCCCACCAGUCGCCAAUGGAAUGUACCCCUGCCCUCCUGGCUACCCCUGUCCACUGCCCCCAGCUGAGUUCUAUCCGGGACCUCCCAUGAUGGACGGGGCCAUGGGGUACAUGCAGCCCCCGCCGCCGCCCUACCCUGGGCCCAUGGAGCCUCCAGUCAGCGGCCCCGAUGUCCCCUCCACUCCUGCAGCUGAAGCCAAGGCCGCCGAAGCAGCCGCCAGCGCCUAUUACAACCCAGGCAACCCACACAAUGUCUACAUGCCCACGAGCCAGCCUCCGCCGCCUCCUUACUACCCCCCAGAAGAUAAGAAGACCCAGUAGACCGCUCACACCCACCUCCUCCCGCCUCUCUGCUCUCUCCUCCCCUCCCCUUGGGGCUGAGUCUGGGGUGGGGGGCGGGCCUCGUCCUUUCUCCAGGUCUGAUUAUAAAGCAGUCGCCAGGAACUAGCCUGGCAGGGGGAGGGCCCCUUGACUUGGAUGAAUAUAAAGCAGUCUCCAGGACGUAGCCUUGAGGGGUGCGGGGAGCGGUGCCUCCCAGCUUCCCACGUGAGCCCAGAGCCCACAGCGCUUCCCUCUCAGCAUCCCCGGGGGGGCGUCCGCCUCGUUCCUGUCCUGCUCUCAUAGCUUCUACCCACGGAGGGACUCUCUGGCCACCUCCUCCGCCGCAGUCCAGCUCUCUCGUUUUGUAGCCACUUUAUCCUCACGAGCUUUGCCCUCCCCAGGGACCCCUGCCAGGCCCUACUCACAUUCCAUCCACUCUGGUCUGUACCUGGCUGUGGAAGGCCAGCUGUCUGCCGGACUGUCAGCCUACGUUCCAUUCCCAGCCAGCCUCAGCCCCCGUCAUGCUCGCCUUCCCUUCCCUGUCCUUGGUCAUCCUGUUGCCACUGCUUUUGACUUCUGGAGCUUUCCCACGAGCCACCAGGGGGUGGGUGGCGUGAGGGCCAGGCUGCUGCAGCUGGGGAGGGAGCCCCUCUGCUUCCCUGCUAGUUUUUCUGGAAUUUGUUUCCCUUUGCCUUCUCUCUUUUCCCUCUAGAAGGGGCUUCUUGGACUGGAACUGCAGAAUGCAUGUCCACUUGGGGGCUGCCGGGAGGGCUGGGAACAGACCCCUGGGGCCUGGCCUGGCCGCUGACCAUGACCUCUCGCCAGCCCCUUAGCCUGCCCUCUUCCCUUUAAGCUUCUUGCCUGGUUGGUGAUACGCCCCUGGAUGCACUAAAAUUCGCUCCCGUUUGCUCCUGGCCUGGCUGUGGAGAGAGGAAAUGGUUAUUUAAAGAGAAUUCCCUAUUUAUUUGACAAAAAAAUUCAGUUAAUAUAUUAAUGUGAAAUAAACCCUGUUUGCACCUUGA
Messenger RNA from Aethalodelphis obliquidens (Pacific white-sided dolphin), 2572 nucleotides. It is a transcript of the gene WBP2, whose product is annotated as WW domain binding protein 2. Gene Ontology annotation, molecular function: transcription coactivator activity; chromatin DNA binding. The record is from RefSeq and is a predicted model, not a curated record. Bases 726 to 1550 code for a protein of 274 amino acids. Gene Ontology annotation, cellular component: nucleus. Gene Ontology annotation, biological process: positive regulation of DNA-templated transcription. NCBI's taxonomy places the organism in Eukaryota, Metazoa, Chordata, Mammalia, Artiodactyla, Delphinidae. The transcript has 8 exons.